Loa loa (African eye worm) is the source of this 912-nucleotide messenger RNA. RefSeq lists its product as hypothetical. Lineage: Eukaryota; Metazoa; Nematoda; Chromadorea; Rhabditida; Onchocercidae. The record is from RefSeq and is a predicted model, not a curated record. The transcript is spliced from 5 exons. Bases 1 to 834 code for a protein of 277 amino acids.
AUGACCAUGGAGACGCAUUAUUUGUUUCAAAAUUGCAACGCCUCAAACGAUAGGAAUCGUGGUGGUGGGUUACCGUUCUGGAGAGUUUUCAUGGAUUGUAAAAAAGAUAAGCUAACAACAGCUAAUGGCAUCAACAACGAAUCACAAUGUGCAAAUCCCAUUAAUGAUUUCAAAGAUGUUGAACAAAUAUCUGAAUGCACAUCUGAAACAUCAUUUGAAAACAAUGCUCAAGCAGAAAAUGGCACGACAAGAAAACGACAUCCUAUCGGCAGCUUUAAUUUGGGUGCUGUCUUUGCUGAGGCUGAAGCAUCAGACAAUUUAUUAGAGCGGAAGCAAUUUAAUUUAAAAUUAGUGAAGGAAUUUCGGAUCGAAGAUGGUACUACUGGUUUUGGUUAUGAUACAAUUUUCGGUGAUGGCAUCGAUGAACGGUUGAGAUCGGUUAUCGUCGAUGAACCAUAUUUGCGAAAUAAAUCACAGAUUACAAACUUGGUUGCAUUCUGCGAGUUGUUGGUGUCGGGAGCACCGAAUCUUCGUGAAAUUGUGCUUUGUACGCAGGCGGAACAGACUGCAUUGCAUGAGCUGUGGCUGCAGUUAAAACAGCUGAGGAUCGAUCUUAUGUUACGAGAUGUAGUUUUGAAAGUGAAGUGCAGCGGAACCAUGCAUGAUCGGGAAAUUCGAUUUGACAAUGGUUGGACCUAUCGGAUUGGUCGUGGUUUAGAUUAUUUUCAAAAGCAGCAGCCAUUAACUCUAGGAAUAACCAAUUUCAAUUUAAGGAAAUGUCAGGAGACAAAUGUAUGUAUAUUAAGAGAAAUGCGACGUAAGGAUGCUAUGUAAAUUGAUUAAUUUAAUAGGGACUAAUAAUUUAUAUGAUUUGUUGUGAUUCUGCUAUAAACUGGAUUGUGGAAAGUAGGA